ACAAAGUAAACGCACCUGCCAAUUGCUAGGUGUUUCAAGGCUCUCCCUGUCGCAUUUCCGUCCGUCCAAUGUCCGCCGAGUUUCGAUAGCAUCUUUUAUUCACCAUUGUUACCAUGAUCGCCUCAAACAUCCUUCCGUCGCGAUUUCGCGGCGAACAACCCCCGGCGCAGAAUGCCGCGCCUUCGUGGCUGAACAAAAAGGUCACUCCGCUUCUCCAGGUCCUCGCCCGCAUCACCUCGACUCACCCCAUCCACACCAUCGUCAUCGUAGCGCUGCUGGCGAGCUCUUCUUACAUUGGACUGCUAGAGGAUAGUUUGUUCGAUGCUACCCGGAGUGUCAGGAAAGCUGAAUGGUCGUCACUCGUCGAAGGCAGCCGUCUUCUCAGGGCCGCCGAGGACACGGCUUGGAAGUGGCAGACGUAUGAUGCGGACGCUUCGAUCCCCUCAACCGCCGAACACCUAGCGCUUCUUACCCUGGUUUUCCCCGACUCAUUGUCUGCCGAUACCUCGAAAGCUCCACCAUUGGUAAAUGCGGUGCCCAUUCCUCAGAAUCUCUCGAUUCGACCGCUGCCCUCGACAUCAAACUCGUUCACGACCUACUCGCAAGACAGCGCCCUUGCUUUCUCGAUUCCCUACAGCCAGGCGUCCGAGUUUCUAGCAGUCGCUCAGGAGAUUCCCAAUGGAAUACCAUCGCAAGAAACCAUGGAGACGGAACAAGGACGGGAGAAAAAGAUGUGGAUCAUGAAGGCUGCUAGAGCGCAGACCAGAAGCAGCAUCGCGAGAUGGAUGCGUAAUGCCUGGGUCGAAUUCAUCGACCUCCUGAAGAACGCCGAGACCCUCGACAUUGUCAUAAUGGCCCUGGGCUACAUUUCGAUGCAUCUCACAUUUGUCUCGCUGUUCCUCUCGAUGCGCCGCAUGGGGUCCAAUUUUUGGCUCGCCACGAGCGUACUAUUUUCCUCCACCUUUGCCUUUCUCUUUGGCCUGCUCGUUACGACCAAACUGGGCGUCCCAAUUUCCAUGGUUCUCUUGUCCGAGGGUCUGCCCUUCUUGGUUGUGACCAUCGGUUUCGAGAAGAAUAUUGUCCUCACCCGUGCAGUCUUGUCUCACGCGAUCGAGCACCGCAGGCCCGAUAAGAGGGACGGAAAGGCUGCUAAAAAGGGCGACAAGGCCGAUAGUGUCAUCCAAUCCGCAAUCUAUAUUGCAAUCAAGGAAAAGGGCUUCGACAUCGUCAAAGACUAUGCCAUUGAGGUCGGCAUAUUGGUGCUGGGCGCUGCAUCUGGCGUCCAGGGCGGACUCCAGCAGUUUUGUUUCUUGGCCGCUUGGAUCCUGCUAUUCGAUUGCAUCUUACUCUUCUCCUUUUACACGGCCAUCCUCUGCAUCAAGCUGGAAAUCAACCGGAUCAAGCGUCACGUCGAGAUGCGCAAGGCUUUGGAAGAUGACGGCGUCAGCCGUCGCGUUGCCGAGAAUGUGGCUCAGAGCAACGACUGGCCAAGAGCAGACGGCAAAGACCAGCCAGGCACUACCAUCUUUGGCCGCCAACUCAAGAGCACCCACAUUCCCAAGUUCAAGGUGCUGAUGGUUUCCGGGUUUUUUCUGAUCAACGCUGUCAACCUGUGCACCAUUCCAUUCCGAAGCGCCAAUUCCAUCUCGCAUAUCUCUUCGUGGGCACGCGGCCUUGGCGGCGUUGUCACGUCGCCGCCUGUUGAUCCGUUCAAGGUUGCCUCAAAUGGCCUCGACAUGGUUCUGGAGACAGCAAAGAUGGAGGGCCGGGAGACCAUCGUUACGGUUUUGACGCCGAUCCGCUACGAACUUGAGUUCCCCUCAGUUCAUUACGACCUCCCGCAGAAGGUCAGCAAGCCUGAGGAAGAUGCCUUUGGCGAUUUUGCCGGCUAUGGCGUUGGUGGCCGUAUGGUGGGCGGCAUCUUGAAGAGCUUGGAGGAUCCUAUUCUCUCCAAAUGGAUCGUGGUGGCCCUGGCCAUGAGUGUUGCGCUGAACGGCUAUCUCUUCAACGCAGCGAGGUGGGGUAUUAAGGAUCCCAAUGUCCCCGAUCAUCCUAUCGACCCCAAGGAGCUAGCCGAGGCCCAAAAGUUCAACGAUACGGAGUCGGCUACCCUGCCAGUUGGCGGGUACGUCAGGCCUCCGCCGAUGACACCCUCCAUCCCGCCGACUCCAGCAUCGACAGACGACGAAGCUGAGAAGGAACUAGGCAGCGCGUCGGCCCCGGCGGCUCCAGAACAGCCGAAGGUUAUGCGCAGCCGAGAGGAAAUGGAAAAAAUGCUCUUGGAAAAACGCGCGCACGAGCUCAGCGACGAAGAGGUGAUUGCGCUCUCUAUGCGCGGCAAGAUUCCCGGCUAUGCAUUGGAGAAGACGCUCAAGGACUUCACCCGUGCAGUCAAGAUUCGCAGAACCAUCAUCUCGCGGACAAAGGCGACGGCGGAUUUGACGGGUCUUCUCGACCGGUCCAAGCUUCCCUACCAGAACUACAACUGGGCCCAGGUUCACGGUGCCUGCUGCGAGAACGUUAUUGGCUUCAUGCCCCUCCCCGUUGGCGUUGCUGGGCCCCUAGUUAUCGACGGCCAGAGCUAUUUCAUACCCAUGGCCACGACUGAAGGCGUCUUGGUUGCCAGUACCAGCAGAGGAUGCAAGGCCAUUAACUCUGGUGGCGGGGCUGUUACUGUUCUAACUGCCGACGGCAUGACACGUGGGCCUUGUGUCAGCUUCGAGACGCUCGAAAGGGCUGGCGCCGCCAAGUUGUGGCUGGAUUCUGAGAAGGGGCAGUCGAUCAUGAAGAAGGCGUUCAACUCCACCAGCCGCUUCGCGCGUCUUGAAACGAUGAAGACUGCCAUGGCGGGCACUAACCUUUAUAUCCGCUUCAAGACGACAACCGGUGAUGCGAUGGGCAUGAACAUGAUUUCCAAGGGCGUCGAGCACGCUCUCAGCGUCAUGAUGAACGAGGGCUUUGAAGACAUGAACAUUGUGUCUGUCAGCGGUAACUACUGCACCGACAAGAAGCCUGCCGCCAUCAACUGGAUCGACGGCCGUGGAAAGAGCGUGGUUGCUGAGGCCAUCAUUCCGGCUGAGAUAGUCAAGAGUGUGCUGAAGACGGAUGUUGACACUAUGGUGGAACUGAAUGUGAACAAGAAUCUGAUCGGCUCUGCCAUGGCGGGUUCGGUGGGCGGCUUCAAUGCGCACGCCGCAAACAUAGUCGCCGCGGUGUUCCUGGCCACCGGUCAGGAUCCGGCGCAGGUGGUUGAGAGUGCCAAUUGCAUCACCAUCAUGAAAAAUCUGCGCGGUUCCCUACAAAUCUCGGUUUCGAUGCCAUCGCUCGAAGUCGGCACUCUUGGCGGCGGGACCAUCCUCGAGCCUCAGGCGGCUAUGCUUGACAUGCUUGGCGUCCGGGGUCCCCAUCCAACCAACCCCGGAGAGAACGCCAGACGGUUGGCCCGCAUUGUGGCGGCUGCAGUUCUCGCGGGCGAGCUCUCGCUCUGCAGUGCCUUGGCGGCUGGGCACUUGGUCAGGGCGCACAUGCAGCACAACCGGUCCGCUCCGCCUACGAGGACCACCACGCCGGCUCCAAACGGCCUUGCCAUGACUAGCGGCAUGGAAAGAGGCGCGUCGACGACGUCGCUGAGCGCAGCAGCCAUCGAGCGGGCCCGACGGUGAGCGACAUCGGUCUUGUCCCCGCGUAUACAUAACCACGAGUGACAAAGAGCCGUCGUUGUAUAUAUGAGCUCGGCUUGUCGGUCUGCACAGUGAUUGGGUCAAGAGUUGCGGAGCCACCUGUGCCCAGCAAUUCGCCAUUGAGGGCUGUCGCCGAACUUCUUUUGAAUUACAGUUUUGCUAGACAUACAUAAUAGAGAUACUAGUAGUAGCUCCUGAGCUGCAGUUGGGUCUUCCUGCGCGUCGGCCACCUUGUUGG
Molecule: messenger RNA, 3918 nt
Organism: Canariomyces notabilis
Lineage: Eukaryota; Fungi; Ascomycota; Sordariomycetes; Sordariales; Chaetomiaceae
Product: 3-hydroxy-3-methylglutaryl-CoA reductase
Exons: 3
Coding region: 114-3662 (1182 amino acids)
Biological process (GO): isoprenoid biosynthetic process; ergosterol biosynthetic process; coenzyme A metabolic process
Cellular component (GO): endoplasmic reticulum membrane; peroxisomal membrane
Molecular function (GO): hydroxymethylglutaryl-CoA reductase (NADPH) activity; protein binding
Source: RefSeq, a predicted model, not a curated record